CACUAGCUCCCCAUGGCAUCUCCUCCUCAUGCAUCAGAGGAUGAGAUCCAAAGUGAAAUUGCCCUUCUUGAAAGUCGCUUAAACGAAGCAAAAGCCCGUCUUAGCGCUCUCAGCUCAUCUUCAACGCCUUCAAUCCCAUUCCGUCCUCAAUUAUCCGCCUCCUCAUCCACGCAUUUCCUCUUCCUGCUGUCAGACUCCGCCCUUCCCAUCGGAUCCUUCGCCUUCAGCAGCGGUCUCGAGUCCUUCGCCGCGCAUAAUCGCCGCGCCUCCUCCUUCGGCACGUUUCUGCCUCUGUCGCUCUCAUCCUUCGCCUCCACGACGCUGCCGUUUGUGCUCGCCGCGCAUCGCGAUCCUGCUUCUCUCGCGGCUCUGGACGAUGAGCUCGAUGCGGCCGUGAUCUGCACCGUCGGUCGGCGCGCCAGCGUCGCUCAGGGAAGGGCCUUGCUGAGCAUCUGGGAGCGCUCCUUUAAGACGACUCUUCCCCCGGGCAGCGAGGACGAUGCGCUCAUCUUGAAGGACUUUUCAACGCUCCUGCGUCGCGAGAGUAACAACGCAGGCGGCGAAGCUCCCCUCGUUUCGGCCCAUCUUGGCCCGCUGUUCGGCGCGAUUUGCGCCAUCGUGGGGUUGACACUAAGACAGACGGCCUAUGUCUUUAUGCUGAGCCACGUCAAGGCGUUGAUCUCAGCUGCAGUGAGGGCAAACAUGUUUGGGCCAUAUCAGGCGCAGAAGCUACUCGCCAGCGAGAAUGUUCAGACCAUGAUCAAUGCCAUGGUGGAAAGGGAAUGGCAUACGCCUGUUGAGGAGGCUGGGCAGAGCGUACCGAUUGUGGAUUUAUGGGUUGGGCGGCAUGAGCUACUUUACUCAAGAAUAUUCAAUAGCUGAAUGAGAC
Messenger RNA from Trichoderma asperellum CBS 433.97, 889 nucleotides. RefSeq lists its product as uncharacterized. NCBI's taxonomy places the organism in Eukaryota, Fungi, Ascomycota, Sordariomycetes, Hypocreales, Hypocreaceae. The record is from RefSeq and is a predicted model, not a curated record. Gene Ontology annotation, molecular function: nickel cation binding.